This is a messenger RNA of Aureobasidium melanogenum CBS 110374, 1224 nucleotides long. RefSeq names its product DNA glycosylase. Lineage: Eukaryota; Fungi; Ascomycota; Dothideomycetes; Dothideales; Saccotheciaceae. The transcript has a single exon. Gene Ontology annotation, cellular component: nucleus. The record is from RefSeq and is a predicted model, not a curated record. Bases 1 to 1224 code for a protein of 407 amino acids. Gene Ontology annotation, biological process: base-excision repair; base-excision repair, AP site formation; nucleotide-excision repair. Gene Ontology annotation, molecular function: DNA binding; DNA-(apurinic or apyrimidinic site) endonuclease activity; oxidized pyrimidine nucleobase lesion DNA N-glycosylase activity.
AUGCGGACGUCGAGAGUAUCUCGAGAGACUGCUCAGGUAGUGAAUGCUCUGUCGUCACGAGGUUCGAAUGGCAAUGCGCCCAGACGCUCCCUGCGUAACUUCGCACAUAACGCAGAUGUGAAAUACGCCCAAGAUGAAGAUGAAGGGAGCUCGGAUUUGUCUUCGCUCCCCUCGAGUGCUUCUCUGUCAAGUGCAUCCCCAUCGCCUCCCCCUUCAGGUCGCAAACGCAAGCGUACAGUCAAGACCGAAGUCCUCUCUCCUAAUCCCUCGGCCGCGAACCGCAACACCAAUCUGCUAAAAACGACGAAGCGACAGCCUGCUAAGCGCAUCAAAGGCGAGAAUGGCCGUGUCGAACCUCCGCCCAAUUGGGAGCAAAUGUAUAGCAUGACGGCUGAAAUGCGCAAGAAAGUCCUCGCUCCAGUCGAUACCAUGGGCUGCGAGUCGCUGGCCGAGCGUGACCGCUCUCCAAUCGACCGACGACUGCAAACACUGAUUGCGCUGAUGCUGAGUUCGCAAACGAAAGAUACAGUCACUGCUGUUGCUAUGAAGACUUUACAAGAGAAUCUCGAAGGAGGCUUCAAUCUUGCUGCACUGCUCACAGUCGAGCCAGCACGUCUCAAUGAGCUGAUUGCAAAGGUCGGCUUUCACAACAACAAGACCAAAUACAUCAAGGCGACUGCGGAAAUUCUUCGUGACAAAUUCAAUGGCGACAUCCCAGACACGAUAGAAGGUCUGGUUUCACUACCUGGAGUUGGUCCAAAGAUGGCCUAUUUGACCAUGUCUGCUGCAUGGGGUCGCGACGAGGGCAUUGGCGUCGAUGUGCAUGUCCACCGCAUCACCAACCUUUGGGGCUGGCACAAAACUCGCAACCCUGAGGAAACUCGAGCAGAACUUGAGAGCUGGCUUCCAAAAGAUAAGUGGCACGAAAUAAACCAUCUCCUUGUCGGAUUUGGACAGACUAUAUGUUUACCUGUUGGUCGAAAGUGUAAUGAGUGCACUUUGGCAACCGAGGGACUGUGCCCGAGUGCUGUUAUCAAGAAAGAGGUUACGAAGAGGGUGAAGAAGAUGGAGGACGAGGACGGAGUCAAGACCGAGAUCGAACCAGUUGUCAAGGAAGAGAAGGCUGAUGAAGAUGCGCCUCCGCUGGACAUCCCGCUUGCUGGUGCUGGUAUUGUGCCAGAUAUCGAGGGCAUGGGUGCAGGGAUCAAGAGUGAGGAAGUGUGA